This is a messenger RNA of Purpureocillium lilacinum, 1104 nucleotides long. RefSeq lists its product as uncharacterized. The record is from RefSeq and is a predicted model, not a curated record. Lineage: Eukaryota; Fungi; Ascomycota; Sordariomycetes; Hypocreales; Ophiocordycipitaceae. Gene Ontology annotation, molecular function: catalytic activity. Gene Ontology annotation, biological process: nucleoside metabolic process.
AUGACUUCGCACCCGAGGCCAGCUGUGCGACAUGACAUUCAUGUAGGCAUCGUCUGCGCACUGCCACACGAAGCGGAUGCCAUUGCCCUUCUGUUCGACUGUUUCUGGGACGAUGGCGGCGAAGCGCCCCUUGGUCGUGCUGUCGGAGACACCAACGCAUACACAGCCGGACGCAUCGGGCAGCACGAUGUCGUCCUCGUCGUUCUGCCGAAUAUCGGUACAUCGGCCGCAGCGGCAGCGGCAGCAAGUUUUCGCUCGAGCUACAGUGGCCUCAAGCUCAUAUUCCUCGUAGGUAUCUGCGGCGGGGUGCCCGAGGUCGCCGGACAGGAUGUGUUCCUAGGCGACGUCGUUGUGAGCAGAUCAAUCGUGCAAUACGACUACGGGAGGCAGUACCCGGAGAGUUUCCAGGUCAAGACUUCCGUGAACGACAGCCUAGGCCGAGCAAGCAAAAACAUUCGGAGCAUUCUCGCUAGCCUGGAGAUGGAGAUCAACAGAGAGCGGCUGCAAGCUCAAGCCGGAAAACAUCUGAACACCUUACAGGCUGCCGCGCUUCGCAAGCGGUGGCGCAGAGACUAUGGAUACCCCGGUGUUGCGCAAGAUCGGCUGUUUGACAGAGACUAUGUCCAUGAGCACCACAGUGCUUGUGGGCUGUGUGCUAAAGAGCCCGCUCCAUUCUGUGAGUCGGCUUCGCAGGCACUGUGCAAUGACCUAGCCUGCGACGAGUCUCGAUUGGUUCGAAGAGAGCACCAUCUGGACGAGGACCAAUACGAGCCGAACAUCUUGGUCGGGUGCAUUGGGUCGGGGAACGCGGUGAUGAAGUCGGGCCGAGAUCGCGAUCGCAUCGCUCAAGCGCAUGGCUGCAUAGCCUUUGAGAUGGAAGGGGCGGGGGUAUGGGAGGAGAUUCCAUCUAUCGUCGUCAAGGGCAUUUGCGACUACUCCGAUAGCCACAAGGACAAGCGAUGGCAAAACUUUGCGGCAGCUACUGCGGCAUGCGUGACUCGGGCCAUCCUGGAGCGGCAUGUUCCCUCCGAAGACGGCGCAACGGCGUCGGCACCUCCAGGCCAAGAUAACAGUACGUUGUGCAUCGAAGUCCCAGGUCCAUGA